UGACCAUACGCACGACCGAGCGCCAGAUAGACUGCGAAUCCUGACUCCCCCGCCCACGGCUAAAAGCAAUGCGCGCCCGAACUUCUGUCUACGGACCGGCCCGCCUUCCCAGGAAAGGCAAGAAAUUCUUGCACCAAACAAGCAACAUCGUGCAGGACGUUGUAGGUAUGAAAGCAGCGUGAUGCCUAGCAGGCAGUCGGAAAUCAGGGGGGACGUCGUCGUGUAACACUUGUUUAUUCUAGGAACCGCAAGCUUAUUGAACCCCGGUAGUGAUGGCCCAGAAGGAUGCCUCGAAGUCUCUCAACCACUAAAAAUUGGGCUCGAUGGGUGAGUGCAUGUUGUCAGAUGUACCUGCUACCCGGAGCUGGGGGAGAGAUUAGGCGUCUAUGUCACGCACGGAUAACGUACAAUGCCGCAGGGCAUUAUUUGAAUGCGAAAGAAAUGCUCGCAGAGACCGGGGAUUCAGCACAGAACCUAGAGCUUCUCUACUGCUCUGCGCAGCGCUUUGUUACGAAAAUUCCCGGAGGCGCUUAGGCACACAGUGUUCCAUCAGCCCGUGCACGGCAUCGGCUCGUGCACGCUUUUUAGCAAAACCAACACUCACACAACAAAAUCCUAUAUUAAUUUACUCAAC
Messenger RNA from Didymella exigua CBS 183.55, 634 nucleotides. RefSeq lists its product as uncharacterized. The coding region runs from base 286 to 534 and encodes 82 amino acids. The transcript has a single exon. NCBI's taxonomy places the organism in Eukaryota, Fungi, Ascomycota, Dothideomycetes, Pleosporales, Didymellaceae. The record is from RefSeq and is a predicted model, not a curated record.